CUCCAGCACCGCCUGGCGCGGCCGCCGGCGCUCGGCGGGAGGGCGGCGGCGGCGGGCUGGAGCGGCCCGGCGGCCGGAGGAGCGGUGCAGUACUGCGCCGAGCUGGUGCGAUGAUUGACAAAAGCUGGGAGAAGGUUUCCAUGUGUGCAUAGAAAGAGUGGAACAGGAUUAUCUUCUCCAAGCUGGUGCUUGCAAAAUGACAGAAAGGUGUGUGUGGUCUGCAGUAAUGUCUGAGGAAGCGUGACUAUGAAGGGUUUCUGUGUUCUCUGCUGCUGCCUGCGGAAUCUCGAACCUCUGCUUUUGCCUUGAGAGCCUUCAAUGUGGAACUGGCUCAGGCAGAUUAAAGACUCCAUAACUCAGAAGACGACAGGUUUGAUGCGGAUGCAGUUCUGGAGGGACGCUGUGGAGGACAUAUACGGCGAUAACCCACCACAUCAGCCCGUUGCUACAGAACUGUGGAGGGCUGUCAAGAGGCAUAACUUGACUAAAAUGUGGUUCAUGAAGAUCAUAGAUGAAAGAGAGAAGAAUUUGGAUGAUAGGCCAUACCGUAACAUCCAGGAGCUGGAAACAUACGCUGAGAACACUCAGAGUGCUCUCUUGUACCUCACCUUGGAAACACUGGGUGUGAGGGACAUCCAUGCUGACCAUGCAGCCAGCCACAUUGGGAAAGCACAAGGCAUAGUUACCUGUUUAAGAGCAACUCCAUAUCACUGUACAAGACAAAAGGUCUUUCUUCCCAUGGACAUUUGUAUGUUGCAUGGAGUUUCACAAGAGGAUUUCAUAAGAGGCAAGCAAGAGAAAAAUGUGAGAGAUGUAAUCUAUGACAUCGCCAGCCAGGCCCAUAUUCACCUAGAACAUGCUAGAUCUUUCAGUAAGAAAGUUCCUGUGAAGGCGUAUCCUGCUUUUUUCUGUACGGUUGCUUUAGAUGAUUAUUUAUAUAACAUGCGGAAAGUGGACUUCAAUAUAUUUCAUCCAAGCUUACAAAAGAAGAGUACAUUAUUACCAUUGUAUUUGUAUAUUAGAUCUUGGAAAAAAACAUAUUAAAGCUUGUUUGGUUAUUUUACUAUGGA
Messenger RNA from Passer domesticus (house sparrow), 1070 nucleotides. It is a transcript of the gene NDUFAF6, whose product is annotated as NADH:ubiquinone oxidoreductase complex assembly factor 6. Gene Ontology annotation, biological process: mitochondrial respiratory chain complex I assembly; biosynthetic process. Bases 319 to 1044 code for a protein of 241 amino acids. The record is from RefSeq and is a predicted model, not a curated record. Gene Ontology annotation, cellular component: mitochondrion. Lineage: Eukaryota; Metazoa; Chordata; Aves; Passeriformes; Passeridae. The transcript has 10 exons.